Molecule: messenger RNA, 633 nt
Organism: Episyrphus balteatus (marmalade hoverfly)
Lineage: Eukaryota; Metazoa; Arthropoda; Insecta; Diptera; Syrphidae
Product: collagen alpha-2(VIII) chain-like
Exons: 1
Coding region: 1-633 (210 amino acids)
Source: RefSeq, a predicted model, not a curated record
AUGGCAGAAAAGCAUACUCUAACUUUGGCACUAGCAUUGCUAAUGGCAGUUAUUGCUGCUUCUCAAAAUCCUGGUAACCGUCGACCCGAGGGAGCUCGUGGACCUGGUGGAGCAUUUGGACCUCCUGGACUUGGCGGAGCAUUUGGACCUCCUGGGCUUGGUAGACCUGGGGGACCUCCCGGCUUUGGAAGUCCUGGACGUGGACCUAAUGGACCUCCUGGACGUGGACCUGGUAGACAAGAAUUUGGUGGGCCUGAGGGACCCGGUGGACCAAGACCUAAUGGACUAAAACCUAAUGAACCAAAACCUAAUGAACCAACACAAAAUGGCCCAAAACCUAAUGGACCACAACCUAAUGAACCAAAACCUAAUGAACCAAAACUAAAUGGACCAAGUGCUAAUGGGCCAAACGAACAACAAAAGCCAGUAUCAGUAACUUCAGCUUCUGUGGUAGCAGAAUCAUCAACUGCAGCACCUGAGGCAGCAAUUGUAUCUUCAACUGCAGCUCCUGAGGUAACAAUAUCAACUGCAUCUCCAGAAGUAUCAUCAACUGCUACUUCUACCUCAACGACAGUUACAUCGACUGCGGCUCCAGAAAUAACAACAACAUCUAAAGCUCCAGCUUCAAAAUAA